CUCCUCCCACAACACGGAAUAUGGCGGCCAGCUCAGAUCGGAAUCCCCCUCCUUUCCCUGCAACAGAGGAGCCUGGAGCUGGACCGUCGGACAUGGCAGACGGAGACAGCGACGAGGGGGAGGACAUCUUCAGUAACCCAGUGGCUGUGAGUCGAGGAGUCUCUCAGCCGGACCGUGUCAACGAGGAGCCUCCAGACCUGUUCAGUGAGGAAGAGGAGGCCAGCAGCACACCUGCCAAAUCCAACGGAGUUCACUCUGAUGAGGACAACGACCUGUUUGCUGAGGCACAUGUGGAGCUGAGCACAGACAAGCCUGGCAGCUCAGAUCGGAAAGAGCUUUCCUCCUCCUCUGGCCUCCGUCCUGCUUCCUCGUUCACUCAGAGCCCUGCAGCCAUGCAGCCCACCUCCUUGGAGCAGUUGGAGGAGGACGAGGCCAAGGAUAGUUUUGAUGUGGAUGUUGCUGUCACCAACCCGGAGAAAGUUGGAGAUGGCAUGAAUGCAUAUGUGGCCUACAAAGUAUCCACCAGGACCUCCUUGCCCAUGUUCAGGAGUAAAGCCUUCACUGUCAGGAGGCGUUAUAGUGACUUCCUUGGUCUUUACGAGAAGCUGUCGGUCAAGCAGUCGCUCCUCGGCUGCAUCAUCCCGCCACCACCCGAGAAAAGUGUUGUAGGAAUGACCAAAGUGAAGGUGGGAAUGGACGACCCGUCAUCAGUCGAGUUUGUUGAGAGAAGAAGAGCCGCUCUGGAGAGGUAUCUUCAGAGAGUAGUGUCUCACCCAUCAUUACUACAAGAUCCUGACGUCCGUGAGUUCUUGGAGAGAGAAGAGCUACCCAGAGCAGUCAGCACCCAGGCGCUGAGUGGAGCUGGCUUCCUCAAAAUGAUCAAUAAGGCAUCAGAUGCUGUCAACAAGAUGACCAUCAAGAUGAAUGAGUCUGACACUUGGUUUGAGGACAAGUUCCAGGAGGUGGAGAACGAGGAGCAGCAGUUGAGGAAGCUUCAUGCUUUGGUCGACUCCCUGGUCAAUCACAGGAAGGAGCUGUGUGGGAACACGGCAGUAUUUGCCAAAAGUAUGGCCAUGUUGGGAAACUCUGAGGACAACACAGCCCUGUCCCGGGCCCUGUCCCAACUGGCAGAGGUGGAGGACAAGAUGGAGCAGCUGCAUCAAGAGCAGGCAGCCAGUGACUUCUUCAUCUUUGAGGAGCUGCUGGCCGACUACAUCCGCCUGCUGGGCGCUAUGCGGGGGUGUUUUGACCAGCGCAUGCGGGCGUGGCAGCGAUGGCAGGAGGCUCAGAGCACACUCCAGAAGAAGAGGGAAGCCGAGGCCAAGCUGCUGUGGGCCAACAAGCCCGACAAACUGCAGCAGGCCAAAGAUGAGAUCACUGAGUGGGAGGCGAGGGUUACUCAGUACGAGAGAGAUUUCGACAGGGUUGGAAUGACUGUACGCAAGGAGGUUCUCAGGUUUGAGAAAGAAAAAGCCAAGGACUUCAAGAGCCAGAUAAUUAAAUAUUUGGAGGCAAUGCUGCAGUCUCAACAACGGCUUAUAAAGUUUUGGGAGGCGUUCCUGCCUGAGGCAAAGGCAAUAGCUUAAUGAAGAGGGAGACUUUUUAAAGACCCCAACUGCCUUUUUUGAACACUUUACCUCUUGACAAGGACCUGAGAGGACAAUUUUGAAAUACACAAACUUCCAUCCAUUUUUUUUUCUUUUGUCUUUUUAAUCAUAGUGUAUUCUCUUAUUUUGUACAGUCCUUUGAUAUAAUAAGCUGCCACAUUUACACUCACUUUCUUUGGCAUAGAUCCUUGUUUAUGUUCUUGACUUAAAGAUGGUAUAAAGCAGGAAUCCAACAGAGAUUAACCUGGCCGUAGUAUUUGUAAAACCCACUGUCUGUCAGUGGAGAUAUAUAUUUAUGUUUCUUGCUUAAACCAGUAUAUUAAAGUGUUAACACCGAGGUACUGCCCUAGAGUAACAUUGUCUAUAGUUUACAUUAGAAGAUAGAUGUAUGUAAGUCAUUCCAGUCUCUAACAGCUUAUGUUGAUGAAUGCAUGUCAGAUAAUGUUUUAAAUGCACUAAAAUGCAUUGUACAGUUGGAAAAGCUGUUUUUUUUAAAGUGAAAUACCACUAUUGAUGACAGAAGUCAUUUACCAGGAGUAUUAGCACAUUGUUACAUUGUAUCACACAAUAAAUAUUAGAUCAGAGAAAUCCUGAUCUAAAACUCAGAUUUGACAAUUGUCAGAGUUAUUACAAAAUGAUAACAGAUACGUAAGGUUACAGUGAGUAAGUUGAGAAAAUGCAAUCACUGCUUUGUUGGUAUUUUCUACGAUGAUGUAUUUGCUAUAAUCAUUUUUAUUAUAUUAAUCCAUUUCUUCCACGACAGUUUUAAGUACUUUAGAUGUUUGGUGUCAGAGAUUGAGGCCCAAAGGAACUCAUUUGGAACUGCUGCAGAGAUUGUUUACUGCCCGUGUAAAUGACUGUUGACGUGUAUGUACACAUGUACAGUACUUGAAUUGAAUCCCACAAACACUGUCCGAUAGUAUUAGUAACCAUACCUUUUUUGAUAAAUUGGUUUAACAAUGACAGAAAGGCACAGACAUUCAAGUGAUACUGUCCCUUAUUUUCUUAUUCAGCAUUUGUAAGUGUAGUUUUACUGUCAUGUCAUAUUUACGUAAGAAUGUGCUUUAUUUUUGUAACCACUUUGCAUUAGCACACACACAUUUUCCUGGAAAUGCUUUACAGGUAGAUGUACAAAAUAAAUGAUUGGUUAAUCUUUGG
Messenger RNA from Dicentrarchus labrax (European seabass), 2765 nucleotides. Its product is annotated as sorting nexin-1. NCBI's taxonomy places the organism in Eukaryota, Metazoa, Chordata, Actinopteri, Moronidae. Gene Ontology annotation, biological process: early endosome to Golgi transport; intracellular protein transport. The record is from RefSeq and is a predicted model, not a curated record. The transcript has 15 exons. Gene Ontology annotation, molecular function: phosphatidylinositol binding. Bases 21 to 1586 code for a protein of 521 amino acids. Gene Ontology annotation, cellular component: endosome membrane; endosome.